AGCUUGGAAUCCCGGACCUCAGAGCUGUGACCCGGCCGUGGUAACCACUAGGUCGCCGGUGGUGCCGCACCUGUUGUAAAGUUCUUCCGCAACUUCCGCAAUGGUGGCGCUGUGGUGCCGAAGAAGACCGUUAAACCCGCAGUGUGCUGGGCUGGCUGCGAUGCGAAGGGAGCACAGUGGAACUAACAAACGAACCAUAAUGGCGACUGCUGGUGGAACAGCAGAUCCGGGAUCAACAGCCCCGACAGGGACCAGUGGGAUCUUCAAAGGAGGCCCUUCAGAGAUGCCUGGCUCAUCAGGCACCACUCAAAUUAUGAAGAAGACCAUCGGCCACCGGGGAGUUGAGACCACCACCGGAGAGACCACCUACAAAAAGACGACUUCCUCUGCCCUCAAAGGUGCCAUUCAGUUGGGCAUCACUCACACGGUGGGCAGCUUGAGUCAGAAGGCUGAGAGGGAUGUGCUCAUGCAGGAUUUUGUGGUUGUAGAAAGUAUCUUUUUCCCCAGUGAAGGCAGUAACCUGACGCCAGCUCAUCACUACAGCGACUUCCGUUUUAAGACAUACGCUCCCAUCGCCUUCCGUUACUUCAGAGAACUGUUUGGCAUUCGGCCAGAUGACUACCUGUAUUCUCUGUGUAACGAGCCACUGAUUGAGCUCUCCAACCCUGGAGCCAGCGGAUCCCUCUUCUAUGUCUCCAGUGAUGACGAGUUCAUCAUUAAAACUGUUCAGCACAAAGAGGCAGAGUUUCUCCAGAAGCUGCUUCCUGGAUACUUCAUGAACAUAAACCAAAACAAGCGCACACUGCUCCCCAAGUUCUACGGACUCUACUGCGUCCAGGCAGGGGGCAAGAAUAUUCGCAUAGUUGUAAUGAACAAUCUUCUACCCCGGAUCAUCCCCAUGCACCUCAAAUAUGACAUGAAAGGAUCCACUUACAAGAGACGGGCGUCGCCUAAGGAGAGAGAGAAGGCUGUUCCCACGAACAAAGACCUUGACUUCAUCCAGGAUUUGCCCGAUGGCCUGCAGCUGGAAGCAGAUAACUACAAUGCUCUCAGCAAGACAAUACAGAGGGACUGUCUGCUCUUGCAGAGUUUCAAGAUCAUGGAUUACAGUCUGCUGAUGGGCAUUCACAACAUGGACCAGGCCAAUCGGGAGCGGGAACGGGCCGGGGGCUAUUCUGUGGACAGCGGGGGGUCGGAGGGAGCGGUUACGCCGGAUCAACGGCGGCCUCAAGCCCAGAAAAGUCUUUACUGUACAGCCAUGGAGUCCAUCCAGGGGGAGGCUCGGGGGAAGGGCGCUUUGGAUUCUGAAGACCACAUGGGAGGCAUUCCAGCUCGUAAUGGAAAAGGAGAGCGGUUACUCAUCUACAUCGGCAUCAUAGACAUCCUCCAAUCUUACAGAUUUGUGAAAAGGUUGGAGCACUCCUGGAAGGCACUGGUGCAUGAUGGGGACACCGUUUCAGUUCACAGACCUGGCUUUUACGCAGAGCGCUUCCAGCAGUUCAUGUGUAACACCGUGUUCAGGAAAAUUCCUCUAAAGCCUUCCCCAUCUAAGAAGAGCCGUGGUGGAGGUCAAGCGGGGCUUAGGAGGGCUCCCACUCUGGGAGCUCCCACCCCACUCUUACACGCAAUGGGGCAGUCAGCUAUGGACCCCAGACUUGUUUACCAUCCCCAUUUUAAAAGCACAGAGUCAGAAACCGACAAUGUUCAGCCAGGCAGACCGGAUCUGGUUCCCAGGACCCCGCCACUGCAUGACAUCCCGGCUGACUGCGAGGCCAAUCUGUCUACCUCGUCUGUAGGCAGCCUAGAACUUGCUUCCUCUCCUCCCCUAAGGUCUGUCGGGGUGGAGGUGCACAAAUCAGCUCACACGGACUACGACCAGGGUGCUUUUCACAGCUUCGAGGUUGAGGGCAGUGCAGAUCAUUCUGGCCACCUGUCUGGAAGUGAAGAUGUAGUUUCGCUAUCUGACAUCAUUCCUGAGACCAACAUCAAUUUCUAAGCAAACAGAUUAAGUGCCAUUGAAAGAGGAGACAUGCCUGGAGAAUGCGAGGUGGGCAGAGUGAUGGAUAAAUGAAAGCCACCCAUCCAAGUUGGAACCCCUUCACGUGUUUCCCCAGCACUCCCAUUUUAUACAGACAGAAGGGACGCUGGUGGAAGCAGCCUGGUGGAGGUUGUCACGACGAGAAAACGCAGAGAUGCGUGCCACAUGCUUGUGUGUUCGUGCGUGUUGUCUUUCCCAGCCAUCAACACUGUCACACAAUGUCCCAAAUCACCAGGAAUAUGGGUUAUGACCACAAUUAUUUCUUUAUAUGGAUGAUUUAGAAUUUAUUUUCCCUUGUCUGAGGAUCAUGAGUGUAGUGAAAGGGUGAUUAGUCACUUUUCGAAGCAUUGAGUGGAGUGUGUGUGUGUGUGUGGGCACAGACGGGAGCAGUACACUGAAGCAAGUCGGAGUGGGAUCAUAGUUGUCACUCCUUUAUUUUAGUCUUCCUUCCCCACCUUUCAUAGAAUGUGUCUUAUUAACAUGGAAGAAUGCGCUGAACGCACAACCCCCCCCCCCCAAUAUGACCAUAUGUGCUAAAUGUUUGUAUCAGAAUGGAUGAGGAUAAGCGGUAAAGAAAAUGGAUGGAUGGUUGAAGAGAAGAGCAGUUGGCAGCCACAAGGUGAAGUAUCAAGCCUUCAUGCCUUCCCCCACGAUCCAUUUUUGUCCUCUCGUCCAACGUGAUGCUGAACUGACUUUUUCUUUUAACAGUGAAACACAAAAUUGCCUUAUCACUACAGCGGAAACCAUCCCGCUACUAUGUACGUGUCUUUGUCGGCAGACAAUUUGUCUGUGUUUUGAAAAGUAUUUUCAUGCCAAUAACACAAUCCUCUUUUGUACCGUAUCUGGGCCACACUGGGAAAAAAUGAGAUAAAGAUGUUAGUCAUAAUUUUAGUGACUGAAUGUCAAAGUCAUCCAGGUAAAACUCUAGUUGAAUCGAAGCAACCGGACUCUUGGUUCCGAGAAAAGUCCAGUUGCCGCACUGAUUUAAAGACUGAAUGUCAAAUAUUCCUUGCGGACCUGAAUGCAACACACUGAGACCAGCAGCCACUGUCUUUUCUCUAGAAACCUACUAUAGAUCAUCAGAUGGUAUUGUUAAAUAGUAGUUAAAAACAUUUCCUUGACAAAAUCCUCUUGAGGCAAAUACCAACUUUUUUUUGCAAUAUGCUUUAUUCAUGAAUCAUUUUAGUUGCAAAUUUAUCAUAUUUUUUAAAUAUAAUUAUAAAAUUGCAACUUUAUUCUUGAUUGCAACUUUUCUCUUCAAAAUAGAAAAAGUCGCAAUCUUAUGAGAAAAAAUUACUUAAAAUUGAAACUUGUAAAAAUACAUUAAUUCUUGUGACAAUGUUUUUCCUCGUAAUUGUUUAUCAUUAAGAUUGCAACUUAUCAAAAUGGAGAAGUCACAGUCUUAUAAGGAAAAAAACUAACUGAAUAGUUUUGUUUCUUGUAAAAUUGUUUAUCCCCAAAUUCCAACCUAAUUCUCAAGAAAUUACUGUUUUAAAAUAACUUUUUUUCCCCUAAUAAAAUAAAAUCUUUUUUCUUCAGAUUCUUUUCUCGUAAAAUUCCAUUUUUUUCAUGUAAGACAACUUUAUUCUCACAGUGUUAUUUUCAUUGGCAGUGUGGCCCUAAUACUCCCUUGUACUGUUUGGUUAUUAAGUGUUUAAAAGGAUCAUAAUGUCAAGAUUUAGUCGAACAUUUUGGUAAAUUGGAUUUUUAUUUGAAAUUGUUUUCCGAAGAGCUGCCAUGUUGCAAUGUGUAUAAAGUCGGCUGAUUUGUGUAGGCCGGCUUUGCAAAUUGCCAACACUGGUCAACUGAGAGCUGUAUUGUUAUUUGGAAUGUGUCCUCAAGAUGCCAGAAAAUCACACACUCUGAUUCCUUCUGUGCAGUGUUUCCCAACAUUUAUUGAGCCAAGAAACAUUAAACAAAAAUGUCACAAAAAGUAUAUAUACUGAAAUAAUGAUCUUGUAUGAGUGGGAACAGUUGGCUACACAGGUUAAUUGUACCUUCUGCCAUCUAGUGGAAGAAUAUUUAAUUGUGCGGCUUGUCACAAAAUGGUAACCCCCCACAAUUCUCGCUGUGAAUAGUAAAACAAAAACGUAUAUGCUACCCCCAAAAAUGCUUAAAAUUGCUUAAAGUCUAAACUUUAAACACACCACAAAUGUAUGAGCCCAAAGACAAUUUAGAAUAAUUUCAAACUCAUGUUUACAGAUAUGGUUUAAAAAGAAAAAUGCCCCGAAAGUGUGAGGAUGCUGCUGUGUAUGUUGCUGUUUCAAAAGCCGUAACAAUGGCAGUUGUCAAACAAUAUCCAAAUCCCCGUCGUUUGUUAGCAUGAGCUUUUUACUAGCCACUCAACAGAGCAGUACCAUGCAGCAAUGACACACUGUAACUUCUGCUAACAAUCCAGUCUAGACUUGGCUCCUCAACAUACAAAGAUCUUAGAACUGUCGCGAUGCAUCACUUCAACAUUCAUUCGUUACUUCUUUGACACCAAUUACUGCUUUCCUAUUGGACGGGGAUUUGGUGGCAUCCUAGGGCGUUUCACCAAGUGCAAACGAAACGAGUAUCGUUUUUCAGCAAAUAGAUUCCAUAGGGGGAAAAAGGCAAAUAGGAGAGGAUUCACUGUACAUCGCUGGCAUAGAUGGCUAAGGAUACAUUAUUUAUGUGAAUAAAUUAUCAUUUUGGUCCAAUUAAGUGAAAUUGGAUAGUUCCCCAUGGCUCAGUGGUUGGUAAUCGCUGCUUUACACCUACGCUCAUACAACAAAUGAAUGAUAAAUGUCUGUUGAUCAUUUUCUGCUGGUUACAGAAAUGACAACCUGCCUAAAUCCACUCCUGGACCAAUAUUAUUAUUAACCUGGUGUGUAAAUUUUUUUUGUAUUGUACUGUGUGUAGUAUUCAUAAAUCAGCUUUUGCUUUUAUUUUGUUUUUUGUCGCUUUUUUUUUUUUAACCCCCGUCCUGACUUCUUAGACGGGUGAAAUUUCUCAUCCAGUCACUAUUACCAAGUGACUUGAGCAAGAUGUCAUCUCAUCUACUCUAAUAUAGCUACAUGGUCUCUGCAGCAGAGAGGCGAAAGGGCUGAUGAAUACGGACUUGGGGGGGGGGGGUUCAGUUCAAAGUGUGUUUUCUAAGCCCGUCAGUGCACCAAAGAGAGGAACGGAACAGAUGGUUGACUUUAGGAAAAGUUCAAGAUCCACUUGUGUUUAUGGUAAUAACACUGGUUUGACCUGUGUUGAAGGAUCUAUUUUGAAACUGGAAUUUUUUGUUUUGCUAAAUAGUGUCAUGUCUGAUAAGCUAUAUCUGACAUUUAGCCAGUCACUUGUUUUUCAAGUUUGUUUAGUGACUGGAGAUAUAUAGUGUUUCAUCACCACAUUCCUGUGACAUUCAAAUGUAAUGUACUGCGUUUGUGGUAGCGUGUAGAUCAGUCUUAAUAGUUUUGGUCUAGUCGAGGUCUUUGUGGUGUUGAAGCAGAAAUGGAAAAUGUCCAUUUAAAUUGCAAGCUUGUGCUUUGUUUCGUUGUAUUCUGACGGGUGGUGCAGUGUAAUGGCUGGAUGCAAUCACUCUCUGCAUGACACUGCUGCACAAGUGAAAUAUCUUCCUCUGGUGCUUCAGUAUGGCGACACUACAUUUUGAUCAGCUUGAAUGCCGUAUGAACCACAAUCUGCCACUGCUCACUAUACAGAGAAGUAUAUUUAUUUGAAGACUUGGCUGGAAAUAAAAGAAAUAGCGUGAUUGUACUAUCCAGAAGGAUUUCAAAACUAUUGUAUAUGAAGAGGGAGUAUGUGACUUCAACUUUUAUAUGUCAGAUUGUGAUACGUUAAAUACAAUUCUGUUCUCUCCAUAACAGAUCUGGGCUGUUAAUCUCCCAUGCUUUUUUUUUUUCUACAUGAAUGUUUCAUAUGAGCCAAUAAUGCUGGUUGUCCGAUAUGCUUCAAUGACUAUAUUUCUACAAAAUGUGUGUACAAAAAUAUGGUGUAUAAUGUACAUAGAAGUCACUGAAAUGCCUUCUCAUGCAAUAUGUGCUGCCUGUUCCUCCCGCCAUGUUUCAGUUAGGUGGUGGUGACGUUUUCAUGCAUUCAAAGGAUUAAACAAGUUUUGUAAAUCUUU
This is a messenger RNA of Phyllopteryx taeniolatus (common seadragon), 6134 nucleotides long. RefSeq names its product phosphatidylinositol 4-phosphate 5-kinase type-1 alpha-like. The transcript has 16 exons. Lineage: Eukaryota; Metazoa; Chordata; Actinopteri; Syngnathiformes; Syngnathidae. Gene Ontology annotation, molecular function: phosphatidylinositol kinase activity. The record is from RefSeq and is a predicted model, not a curated record. The coding region runs from base 101 to 1996 and encodes 631 amino acids. Gene Ontology annotation, biological process: phosphatidylinositol metabolic process.